AUUGCCUCAUCGUUCGCCACGUUUCUUGUUUCGCUUCUCCCUUAUAAUUCGUUACACCACAACAAAUCACAAAUCACCAAAGAUACAAACACAAAAACAUAACUCUAUACAAUUCACAAUUUCUUCACAAGAUCGACUCAGAGAACAAAAAGAAUAAAGAAACAAAAAAAAAUGGCGGAUCAUCAUCAACAGCACCAUCAGCAGACGCAACAACCAAUAAUGAAGAGUCUCGACGACUCAUCACCAUCGACACGACAAAUAGUGAGAUUCCUAACGGCAGCGACGAUCGGCCUUUCACUUCUGGUGCUCUCGGGACUGACACUAACCGGAACCGUGAUCGGUUUGAUCGUAGCGACGCCCCUGAUGGUUCUGUUCAGCCCGGUGUUGGUUCCCGCGGUGAUAACGAUGGGGCUUUUGACGGUGGGAUUCUUAUUCUCUGGUGGUUGUGGGGUGGCAGCAGCGUCGGCUUUGACGUGGAUCUAUAGGUACGUUACCGGAAAACACCCGAUGGGAGCGGAUAAAGUGGAUUACGCGAGGAUGAGGAUAACGGAGAAAGCGAAAGAGUUUGGACAUUUUGCGCAUCCGCAAACACACCAAACCACAACAACUUAAUCAUUAAGAGUUUUAUAAUGAUAUGAAUCUUGAUGUUAUAUUAUGUUUUAUGAUUACCCUACGUAUGUUUUUUUGGUACUGUUCGUGGCCUUUUUUUUUUUUUUGAAAAGAUGUAAUGUGAACUGUUCUUUUUAUUCCAUAUAAUUUUAUAUUUGUGACGUAAUCUAUCUUUUAUUGGCUGA
Molecule: messenger RNA, 794 nt
Organism: Camelina sativa (false flax)
Lineage: Eukaryota; Viridiplantae; Streptophyta; Magnoliopsida; Brassicales; Brassicaceae
Product: oleosin Ara h 15.0101-like
Biological process (GO): lipid storage
Cellular component (GO): membrane; monolayer-surrounded lipid storage body
Source: RefSeq, a predicted model, not a curated record